UGUGUCAGCUGUUCGAUGUUGUGACCAAUCGUUGUUGUACUGUCCGUGAAAAUUACGCAUAAAUAAAUGAAAAAUUGAAUUUGGAAGGGAAGAUGGACCAACCGGAUGACCAUUUUCGCUACAUACACAGCUCCUCCCUCCACGAACGGGUCCAAAUCAAAGUUGGGACGCUCGAGGGGAAAAAACGACAACCAGAUUAUGAAAAACUUCUGGAGGAUCCAAUUCUGAGGUUCUCGGGACUCUACUCCGAGGAACAUCCUUCGUUUCAGGUGCGCCUCCAGGUGUUCAAUCAGGGAAGGCCCUACUGCUUACCUGUUACCAGCUCGUACAAGGCCUUCGGCAAGCGAUGGAGCUGGAACGAGUGGGUGACGCUGCCCCUUCAGUUCUCCGACCUGCCCCGGAGCGCAAUGCUAGUCCUUUCCAUCCUGGAUUGUUCCGGAGCUGGCCAAACCACGGUCAUAGGCGGCACCUCCAUCUCGGUUUUCGGGAAGGACGGCAUGUUCCGACAGGGAAUGUACGACUUGAGGGUUUGGCUGGGCGUUGAGGGCGAUGGUGGUUUCCCCAGUAAGACCCCCGGCAAGGGUAAGGAGUCCUCCAAGUCCCAAAUGCAGCGUCUCGGAAAAUUGGCCAAAAAGCACCGGAAUGGCCAGGUCCAAAAGGUCGACUGGCUGGAUCGUCUGACCUUCCGCGAAAUCGAGGUGAUCAAUGAGCGGGAGAAGCGCAUGUCCGACUACAUGUUCCUUAUGAUCGAGUUUCCCGCCAUAGUUGUGGAUGAUACUUAUAAUUAUGCGGUGGUCUAUUUUGAACCGGAGGGCGAUGUCAAGUACAAACUGCCAGCUAAACCCAAGCUGGUUUCCGUACCCGACUCGGAGAUUCAGAUGGAGAAUUUAGUGGAAAGGAAGCACCAUCGCCUAGCGCGUUCCGAGCGCUCGGGCAUUUCCGAUAGGGAUGCUAAGCCCACGGCCAGCAUUCGGGAUCAGUUACACACCAUUGUGUACAGGUAUCCAUCGACAUACGUACUGAGCAGCGAGGAGCAGGACAUGGUCUGGAAGUUUCGUUUCUAUUUAUCUUCCCACAAGAAGGCGCUGACCAAGUUCCUCAAGUGCAUCAACUGGAAGCUGGAGGAUGAAGUGACGCAAGCUCUAUGGAUGCUGGCCAAUUGGGCGCCCAUGGACGUCGAGGAUGCCCUGGAAUUGUUGAGCCCCACGUUUACUCAUCCGCAGGUGCGAAAGUAUGCAGUCAGUCGAUUGGCUCAGGCUCCGGACGAGGACCUACUCUUGUAUCUGCUGCAAUUGGUGCAAGCUCUGAAGUACGAGGAUCCUCGCCACAUCAACCAUCUUCACGGCUGUAUAUUCCCCGAUCGCGAUGUCGUGCGGUCUAUGCCGGAUGAUAGCUGCUCGCAGCUGGACCAGAGCAGUCUCUCGGAUCUCAGUGCCACCAGCAGCGGCCUGCAUGCCUCUGUGAUUCCUGCGAAUCAACGAGCUGCUAGUUUCCUGGCUGCCAUCAAGGCUGACAAGUCCCUGAGCCCCGGAUCAGCGGGCGGUAGUGGCGGAUCAGUGAUUGCGGCUGGUCCCUCAGUUCCUGGCACUCCUGGUGGCAGUUCCCUGCCCUGCGACUCCAACUCUAAUGCCCUGAUGCUGGCCGAUGGCAUCAGCUUUGGCAGUGUUCCCGCAAAUCUCUGCACAUUCCUGAUUCAGCGCGCCUGCACAAAUGCCACGCUGGCGAACUACUUCUAUUGGUAUUUGUCGAUCGAGGUGGAGGAGACGGAGUCCGUGAGAAAGCAGGACGAGCGGGCCCACCACAUGUACGAAAUGGUUCUGAACAUGUUCCAAAAGGUUCUGGAGAAUGGAAACUUUGAACUGAGAGGCAUCUACUACCAUCUUAAGAAGCAGCGUCGGUUCAUCGACGAGCUGGUCAAGCUGGUCAAGUUGGUGGCCAAGGAGCCGGGCAAUCGCAACAAGAAAACUGAAAAGUUCCAAAAGCUUCUUGCCGAGCAGGACAGCUUUAAGGUGAACUUUACCAACUUUGAACCGAUUCCCUUCCCCCUAGACCCGGAGAUCUAUAUUACCAAGAUUGUCCCGAUGCGGACUACUCUCUUCAAGAGUGCUCUUAUGCCAGCCAAGCUGACUUUCGUCACGAACAUUGCCCAGCACGAGUACGUGGCUAUUUUCAAGCACGGCGACGAUCUCCGCCAGGACCAGCUCAUCCUGCAAAUGAUAACCCUGAUGGAUAAGUUGUUGCGCCGGGAAAACCUUGACUUGAAGCUGACUCCCUACAAGGUGCUGGCCACCAGCCCGAAGCACGGCUUCCUGCAGUACAUUGACUCCUGCACGGUGGCGGAAGUCCUGGCUCGCGAAGGAAACAUCCACAACUUCUUCCGGAAACACCACCCCUGUGAUAACGGGCCCUAUGGUAUUUCCUCGGAGGUAAUGGACACCUACAUCAAGAGCUGUGCCGGCUACUGUGUCAUCACCUAUUUACUCGGCGUUGGGGAUCGUCAUCUGGACAACCUACUGCUGACCACCAACGGCAAGCUGUUUCACAUUGACUUCGGGUACAUUUUGGGCCGCGAUCCCAAGCCCAUGCCCCCGCCCAUGAAGCUCAGCAAGGAGAUGGUGGAAGCCAUGGGCGGAAUCAGUUCGGAGCACCACCAUGAGUUCCGGAAACAGUGCUAUACGGCGUACUUGCAUCUGCGCCGGCACGCCAAUGUGAUGUUGAACUUGUUCUCGCUGAUGGUGGACGCCACAGUUCCAGACAUCGCUCUUGAGCCCGACAAGGCUGUGAAAAAGGUGGAGGAGAACCUCCAGCUGGGAUUGACGGACGAGGAGGCGGUUCAGCAUCUGCAAAGUCUACUGGAUGUGUCGAUUACGGCCGUAAUGCCGGCACUGGUGGAGCAAAUACAUCGGUUCACCCAAUAUUGGAGGAAGUAGAAAGCUACUGGAAGUAGUCGGGAUUACUUUUAGAGUAUGUUUCGUCCAUUGUUUUAGUGAAUUGUAACCCCAGGAAUUGGACGCAACAUACUGUUCUUCAACUUGUACCCUAAUUGUAAGAUAUGUUAGUCGUAGGAAACCUGUAUGUAUCAGUCUGUCUUUUGGAACUUAAUAUAAUCCCUAACUGUUUUUUGUCCCACUCGA
Molecule: messenger RNA, 3134 nt
Organism: Drosophila ananassae
Lineage: Eukaryota; Metazoa; Arthropoda; Insecta; Diptera; Drosophilidae
Gene: Pi3K59F
Product: phosphatidylinositol 3-kinase catalytic subunit type 3
Exons: 7
Coding region: 93-2930 (945 amino acids)
Biological process (GO): autophagy of peroxisome; endocytosis; autophagosome assembly
Cellular component (GO): phosphatidylinositol 3-kinase complex, class III, type I; cytoplasm; membrane
Molecular function (GO): 1-phosphatidylinositol-3-kinase activity
Source: RefSeq, a predicted model, not a curated record